AUGUACUUUCUAAUCCUCGUCUCUAACGGUUUCUUCUUUCUCCUUGUUUAAAUGCAGUCGUUUGACUUUUUAUCAUUUUUAAUCCUGUAUUGCCUCCUGCUGGCAAAACAGAAGUACUGAACAGUCAACUUAAGAAGGAAAUUAUUAGAAUUAACCGUAACGUUCCAAUAAUAUAUUGUAGCUAUAUACAUAGGAGAAUUCUGCUAAUAUGAAAACAAAAUUGCAUGCAGAAUUAUAUCCAAUUUAUCGACAAAAUGUACAAAUGUUUUACUACCAGAAAGUCCUGCUCAGGUUCUGACAGUCAGCGAUGGCAUCGACUUCCGGGUGUAGUGCACUACACCUCCCGUCGUGCAUUCCGGUCAUUUCCAUAGCAGCGGCCCGUUGUUGUUGUCGGUCUCCAUCAUGGACAACCAGAGCAGAGUGUUUGCCACCAUACUGCCUGCUGUGAGCAGAGAGUUUGACGGCCAUGGGAAUGAGCAGGGACUGGAAGUACGAACAGUUCACCGACACAGUCCCGGUAGCCGUACCAGGAUGGUCCAGGUCACGGGAGCAGCCGAGCUCCGGUGCCCAGCGGAUCAAGCCUCUGUCCGCAUCAGUGUCAGCAGCAGUAAGGAUUCAGUGAGCGAGGUCACUGAUAGCGUUUCCAGACGGACACAGUACAUUCUACAGUCCCUCAGACAACAUGGCGUCUGUGUUGAAGACACAUCAACGAGUAAGCUUCUCCGCAGGGAGGAGGACUCCUACCACAUGGAGGCUGAGGUCACCGUAACGUUCUCGGAUUUUGAGAAGAUGGGAACAGUGUGUGGGGUCCUGCUGGAGAAGUUGGACAAGAGUGUCUGUGUGGGACUGCCGCACUUUUACCACAGUGAGGGAUGCCUGAGUCAACUGAGGAAGAGGGUGUGUGUGUCUGCGGUUGAAAAUGCCCAGCAGAAGGCCAGUGAUGUCAGCCGGCUCCUUGAACAGAGUCUGGGUCCCCCCCUGCUGAUCAGAGAAGAGGAGACAAGGGAGUGGAGACACGAAGAAGAGCAGGACUCUGUCUCUUCUUCUCAUUUACUCCGUCCACCAACAAUCACUGCAUCCACACGGGUGACGGUCACUUUUGGCCUCAAAGACAGAAACAAGAAAAAACACUGAAGACGUUUGUCACAA
Cynoglossus semilaevis (tongue sole) is the source of this 1149-nucleotide messenger RNA. RefSeq names its product interleukin-1 receptor-associated kinase 1 binding protein 1 (gene irak1bp1). The transcript has 4 exons. Gene Ontology annotation, biological process: positive regulation of canonical NF-kappaB signal transduction; immune response. The record is from RefSeq and is a predicted model, not a curated record. Bases 403 to 1134 code for a protein of 243 amino acids. NCBI's taxonomy places the organism in Eukaryota, Metazoa, Chordata, Actinopteri, Pleuronectiformes, Cynoglossidae.